GUAACCACAUCCAUUAAACGCAUAUCCAAACUUUCUGUAACUACCAAGCUAAUCAAAAAUCUAAAUGUAAUUGCAUCCACUACAGGGGAAUAUGUUUCUUCAUAAUCAAUACCUGGUUUCUGCAGGAAACCUUGUGCAACAAGUCUUGCUUUAUAUCUCACAAUUUCAUUUUUCUCAUUACGUUUUCGUACAAAUACCCACUUGUAUCCAACAGGCGACACACCUUCUGGUGUUUGGACUACAGGUCCAAAUACUUCACGUUUUGCUAGUGAGUUCAAUUCUGCAUGAAUUGCUUCCUUCCACAUUGGCCAAUCAUUUCUACGUCGACAUUCUUCGACGGAUUGUGGUUCAAUAUCAUCAUUACUUCUGGUACCUGUUCCUCUUCAGGGGGUAACUCUUCAGGAGAUUCCUCUUCAAGAGGUUCCUCUUCAGGGGAUUUCUUUCCAGGAGAAUUUUGUACAGAAAGUUUGGAUGGAUCAAUUUCCGUUGCCUGUUUUGUGGGUAAGGCCUCUUCAGGAGCGCCGAUUUCAUUUCCUUGUGCUUUUCUCUUCCGGGGAAUCUUAUCCUUUGCACCAAUAGGUCUUCCACGCUUCAGGCGUGCCUUAGACUCAUUUGCUGCUGUAUUAGUUAAUUGUCCUACAGGGACUUCUAUCUUUGUUGGAGUAUUAGCAGCUGGAAUGUGAGACUUAAUUAUUUUCUUAUUGUCAGUAAAUGCAUCCGGCAAUUGAUUUGCAAUACUCUGCAAAUGAAUGAUCCUCUGAACUUCUAGUUCACACUGAUUUGUACGAGGAUCAAAAUGAGAUAACGUCGAAUUAUUCCAA
This is a messenger RNA of Alnus glutinosa, 821 nucleotides long. RefSeq lists its product as uncharacterized. The transcript is spliced from 2 exons. Lineage: Eukaryota; Viridiplantae; Streptophyta; Magnoliopsida; Fagales; Betulaceae. Bases 285 to 683 code for a protein of 132 amino acids. The record is from RefSeq and is a predicted model, not a curated record.